This is a messenger RNA of Papilio polytes (common Mormon), 1338 nucleotides long. RefSeq names its product UPF0489 protein C5orf22 homolog (gene MESR6). The record is from RefSeq and is a predicted model, not a curated record. The coding region runs from base 174 to 1319 and encodes 381 amino acids. Lineage: Eukaryota; Metazoa; Arthropoda; Insecta; Lepidoptera; Papilionidae. The transcript is spliced from 4 exons.
UGACAUUUGUGAAGUGUUUAUUCCGUAAAUCAGUAAUUCCUUUUUUUUAAAUAAAUUUUAGUUAUAUUUCGUAACAUUAGAAUUGUAAGUAAAAUUGUAACACUUUUGAUUUUAUGGAUAGAAAGAACAAGGUAAUGAAUUUAUUACUGCAUUGACAAGAAUCACAUUAAAAUAUGACAGACAUUUUUGAACCGAAUGCAGCUUUGAAACGUUUCAAAAAGAUCCCCGUUUACGUUGUCGAAGAGCACAAUGAGGCGUUACAAUUUAUUUACUCUGCGAUUGGUGGGAAAAAGCUGCCGGUGGAGGGAAAUACGCUGGUGCACCUAGACGCACACCCUGACAUGCUGAUAGACCGCAUGCUGAACGGGCAGGAAGCGCGCGCGGGCAAGAGCGUGCUGCCUCUGCUGCAAAUCGAGAACUGGAUAGUGCCGGCGGCGGCUGCUGGUCAUAUCGGCCGCGUCCUGUGGUUGCGUCCACCCUGGGCCCGGCAGUUCACAGACGGCACACGCCGCAUACACGUAGGCGACCAUCCUGCGACAGGAUUACUUCGAGUCGAUAGCAAAGAACCGUACUAUUUAUCAGACGCGCUUUACUCCUCUGAUCUUCUAAAUAGUCGAGAAUUCGCGUUCACAGUCGCAGAAUUAUCUAAUGUAAAUUCCGAACACUAUAUUAAUGAGUUUGCCAAGAACUUAGAUAUAAGUGAGCCUUACGUGCUGGAUAUAGAUUUAGAUUUCUUUAGCACGGGUAAUCCAUUCCUAAGUUUAUAUGAAGACAUCGGACUUUACGAUCGCUUGGAGCCGAUAUUCAGUUUCGAGCUGCCGGCGGACGACGAUGAGCAGACAGUGGAGAAAGUUGUCGCGUUACGGGAGCGACAAUUGCAGGAACUAGAACACUUAUUCCAGUUUUUGGAAGAAAAUAACACGCUUGAAAACUACGAAGGGGAGAAAACGGAUUUGUUCCGAAGGGUGUCGAACCUAGCCGAGGUGGUGAGGGCGGAGGCGGAGCGGCUGAGCGAUAGCCCCGACUGGUGGGCCGUGUUCGCGGCGGGCUGCACGAGGGACAACGGUGGCUUGCCUUACCACAUCAGCUCGCAACAAGAGAUCGAACACUACGUUCGUGGGACUUUGAAAUUACUGCUAAGUCGUCUACCUCCGCCCGUACUCGUCACUGUUGCACGAUCCACUGACGAUGGUUAUUGUCCACCAGAUCAAGUGGACUUCAUUCAGUCGCUGGUUUUACAAACGUUACAAGAGACCUAUAACACUGACGAUCCGCAUUUAUACUAUUUAAAUGUUAAUAUACCCGAUACAGAGGAAUAAAAAAAUAUGAAAACGAAAA